CCUUGUCACUCGUCUCUCAUGGAACUGCUCGCGUGGUCUCUCAUCUGGCUGACUAAACUCUCUGGACUGCAGAGCUUAGAGACGGAGCCAAUAUGGCUGACCGUUUCUGCACUUUACCGAACACCUGUCCAUGGUGCUGCUCUAAUAGACCGAGAGCUUCAACUUAACUGGGCAGAAGACGUUGAGGAAGUGGCUUUGUUCACUAGCGAUCCAUCCGUAAACACCAGUAUCGCUCCAGUUGUUCACCUUCUCACGGAGGAUCACCCAGAAGGUAUUUACCAGACCAACAUCACUCUGGGUCGUCCAAAUCUGGGAGCCUGGGAACUCGGAGCUCCGGCAGAUCCAGAAUCUCCAGCGGGAGAUCAAUGUCUCCCGUUCUGGAUCGGCUCCUACAGGAAUGGAUCCCUAGAGCAAGUGGAAUGUCUUAAAAUCCGACCAACGUGGAUGUCUGACAACAGUUUGUCCAUCGGAGGGCUGACAAUAACGUCUCUCGUGUGGCCCGGCACGCACAACUCCGCUUGCUACAGAAGAGGUGACACACUUAGUCUGAAGGACACUCUGGCGAGAUACGUCCUUACCCAGGAUCAGGACGUGUGGAGUCAGCUGGUGUAUGGUAUCAGGUAUAUUGAUCUCAGAGUUGGCAUAUACCCAACGAAACAAAACAGAACAGAGCAUAUUGAUCUUGAAAAAAGUUUCUGGGUGAACCACGACUUGAUCAAAGUUCGGCCGCUAGUCCCUGUUCUGCGAGAGAUCAAGCAAUUCCUGCAAAAGGCAAAGGGCGAGAUCGUAAUCGUAGACUUCCACCGGUUCCCAGUAGGAUUCGCCGGGAGACACCCUCGUCACAACCGGUUGGUGGAACUGUUAGAGAGAGAGUUGAAGGAUGUUGCGAUAGAGUUCACCGGAACUUGGCCCACUCUGGAUACUCUAUGGCAGCAAGAAAAACAACUCAUCAUUACCUACGGAGACAAUGAGGUGGCUAAAAAGCAUCCGUGGAUGUGGCCUCCGUUGAUGCAGAUGUGGGGUAAUCAGCAGACGGUGGAUGGCUUGGAGGAGUUUCUAGAGAGUUGUAUGAACGAGACGAACACCCGGCGCAAACUGUGGGCCGCCAUGGCACAACUGACGCCAGGACAGCAAGACCUGCUGUUCAAGCCUACCUCCAGUUUACGAACAAUGGCGGAAGAAGUCAACCCACGACUUACAGAGUGGCUAAGAGAUCGAUGGUGGUCCCAAUCUAACAUCGUCGCGAGUGAUUUCUUCCUCGGAAACAACGUGAUUGACAUCGCCAUCACAGCAAACAUUGAGAAGGGAAACACCAUCAAGAGAUACGAACUAAUGUGAUAUUGAGUCUUUGAGCACCUGAUCAAUAUGUCAAAGUACACUUUGGGAACAGCAUAUUCAAAAAGAUAUCAUUGAAGAAAAUGUUCACACUGAAUUGGAAGCAGAUUUACUAAGAUGAUUUGUAAAAACUGUGAUCUUAUUUUGUUUACUUGACAUACAUAACAAAACAGGAUAGGGUAUAAAAAGUUGUAAAA
Messenger RNA from Macrosteles quadrilineatus (aster leafhopper), 1532 nucleotides. RefSeq names its product PI-PLC X domain-containing protein 1-like. Gene Ontology annotation, biological process: lipid metabolic process. The record is from RefSeq and is a predicted model, not a curated record. NCBI's taxonomy places the organism in Eukaryota, Metazoa, Arthropoda, Insecta, Hemiptera, Cicadellidae. Gene Ontology annotation, molecular function: phosphoric diester hydrolase activity. The transcript is spliced from 8 exons. Bases 19 to 1338 code for a protein of 439 amino acids.